UCUCUCUCUCUCUCUCCUCUCUCCGGCCCCCUCUCUCUCCCCCUCGUUUCUGUCAGUCGUACCUCCCCACUCACUCCACAGACACCGAGCAUUCAGCUAAGCAGGAGAGAGAAAGGGAGAGUCGGGGUCCCCAAGUACAAUUCUCGCCUGGUUCUUGAUCGAAGGCAUGAUCAAGAAUCGCUAGGAAGUCCUAGAUCUUUGGACGGGCGUCUUCCCUGGACGUCUCGGCUUCUUUUGUUCCGAGCUCUAGCCAUGGAGGGUGGGGGAGGGAGCGGAAUCGGUGGGUUCCCUGGAGCCUCGGGCAACCUUCUCGAUGCAGCAGCUCAGGCGUUCUACCCUGCUGUCGGUGCCCCCUACCCUUUACAGCCGCUCCCGCACCAGAUAUACUACCCCCACCCGUAUCCAGCCAUGCCGGCGCCGGCGCCGGCGGCGAUGGCCGUGCCUGUGCCGGUGCCUCAGAUGGCGAUGGCCCUGGCGCCGCCGCAGCCGGGGUACACCUUGCCGACGUCGACGCCGGUGGUCGACGGCCCAUCAAGCCGCGUCGUGCUGCUGGGCCUGGUGCCGCCGCACGCGCAGGAGGCCGAUGUGGCGCAGGCGAUGGCGCCGUUCGGCGCGAUCCGCUCCGUUGACGCGUCGGCGGUGGCGUCCGAGGGCGUGGCCACCGUCCAUUUCUACGACAUCCGCGCCGCGGAGCUCGCCGUCGCCUGCGUCCGCGAGCAGCACAUGCGGCAGCAGAGCCGCCUGGGCCAGCUCUACGCGGCGGCGGCCACCGUGUCCCCGGCCUGGCCUCCGCCGCCGCCGCCGACGCCGACGCCCCAGGCCUGGGACUGGCCCCACGAAGACUGCCGCGGCCUCGUCCUCGGGCACGCCGUGUGGGCCCACUUCGCCACCGCCGCCAACGACGGCGACAACCGCGGCUCCCUGGUCGUGCUCAGCCCCCUGCCGGGCGUCUCGGUGGCGGACCUCCGCCAGGUCUUCCAGGCCUUCGGGGACUUGAAGGAUGUGAGGGAGUCGGCGCAUCGGCCGAGCCACAAGUUCGUGGACUUCUUCGACACGCGCGACGCCGCGCGCGCGCUCGCCGAGCUCAACGGCCAGGAGCUCUUCGGCCGCCGCCUCGCCAUCGAGUUCACGCGCCCUUCCGGCCCCGGGCCCCGCAGGCGCGGGUACGUGCCCCACCACCGGCCCAGCGCGCCGACUCCGCCGAGGCAUCAAUCGGCGUGGCGAACGUCCCAGCCGUCGGCCACGUCGCCGUCGUCGGGCUCCGUGAGGGCGAGGGAAGGAGUGGUGCUUCUGAGGAGGAGCUCCUCUAAGGCCAGCGCAGGUGAUCAGUCCAAGGGCGGCACGAGCCAUGAGCGCAAGAGCAAGGGUGGCAACAAGCUCGUGCCAUCGGCGCCCUCCUCGUCGACCGCGACGGCGACGGCGACUGGGAAGCAAACCCAGAAAGGUUCCGGGAGCGGCGGCGGCGGCGGUGGCGGGAAUUGGAAAGGACGGAAGAGCGGGUGGGAGGCGCGCUUCUUGUUCAAGGAGCCCGAGCCCGCCGGCGGCGACGCCGACACGCCGCCGGCGCCGGCUCAGGAGAUGGACACGAGGACCACCGUCAUGAUCAGGAACAUACCGAACAAGUACAGCCAGAAGCUGCUCCUCAACAUGCUGGACAACCACUGCAUCCACUCCAACGAGCGGAUCGCGGCGAGCGGCGAGGAAGGCGAGGGCCAGCCCUUCUCCUCCUACGAUUUCGUCUACCUCCCCAUCGAUUUCAACAACAAGUGCAACGUGGGCUACGGCUUCGUCAACAUGACCUCGCCGGAGGCCGCCGUGCGGCUGUACAAGGCGUUCCACAAGCAGCCGUGGGAGGUGUACAACUCACGCAAGAUUUGCCAAGUCACAUACGCGCGCGUACAAGGCCUGGAGGCGCUCAAGGAGCACUUCAAGAACUCCAAGUUCCCGUGCGACAGCGACGAGUACCUGCCCGUGGCGUUCUCGCCGCCGCGCGACGGCAAGCUGCUGACGGAGCCGGUGCCCAUCGUGGGCCGCUCGCCUAGCGCGUCCGGCGCGUCGUCGUCGCCUCCCAAGAGCCGGGCGGCCAGCGUGGACCCGCUGGCGCAGGAGCUGAUGCCGGCACCCUCGUCGUCCGGCGACGGCGACGGCGACGGCGCGUCGUCCACCACGACGUCCACCCACGCGCCGUCGGACGACGACCACGCCGAUGACAGCGAGGCAGACAGGCUCGCCGGUGAGCUGCUGCGCCUGGGCUACACCGACUAGCUCGCCGCAGCUCUAGUCGCUCAGCUAGCUAGCCGGCCUAGCUUAGCGGCGAUCGGCAGGCGCGCGUGCGCUGCGUUGCUUCGAGAAGCGGAGGCAAUGAUGGCGGCCAAGGCCUCCGCUGAUCCGUAGCUCCUGCACGCGCAGCGAGUGAAGUGGAGUGGAGUGGCGAUUCAUUUAUGGCACAUGAAGAACACAUAGAGGAGGGGAGGGGUUGGAAAGAGAAGGGAGUGGGUUCGUUGGCUCGUAGAAGUAGAAGCGGCAGCAGGUGGGUGGAGAAGUGGAGUCGUGUUCUUUUGGGUUUUGGUUUGAAGUUUCUGUCGUCGUUGAAACUUGGAGCUAGCUAGCGUCGCCAUGCGUUUUGGUUUGAAGUUUCUGUCAUCAAUUCUUUGUUCGCCAUGCGUUUGUUCAUUACAUUAAUUACUACAGUUUACCAUACUCGAUAUAUAUUCCGAGACAGCCUUUCUGAUCUGAUAUCUCAUGAGCUGCUAUAGAUUCCAUCGGAUCUCUUCGAUUUGAUGAUUCGCACCAGCCUCCAGGAGGAGAUGAGAUCUUCGCCCUCCCCUAUACUCCUAUGAUAUCUUUGGCUCUUGGGCUCUUGGCGGCUUCUUGUCCUCUUCCGUGCCUCCCAGUAUGCUAGUAGUU
This is a messenger RNA of Panicum virgatum (switchgrass), 2907 nucleotides long. Its product is annotated as protein terminal ear1-like. The record is from RefSeq and is a predicted model, not a curated record. The transcript has 6 exons. Lineage: Eukaryota; Viridiplantae; Streptophyta; Magnoliopsida; Poales; Poaceae. The coding region runs from base 253 to 2265 and encodes 670 amino acids. Gene Ontology annotation, molecular function: RNA binding.